AUGUCGUCGAAGAGUGACGACACUUCGCGGUCGAUGCGGGCGGUCGACGUCGCGCUCGACGCUCGAAGGAUCGCGGACGCGCGCGAAGACGUCGUGCGUUGGAUAUCCGACGCGAACGCGGAGGACGACGCCCUGCGCGCGGCGUCGCGAGGGCAAAAGGGAGGGUCGAUGGAAUCAUCGACGCGCGCGGAGACCGCGGCGGAGGCGGCGCGCGCGCGCGGAAACGCGUCGUAUCGAGCCGGGAGGUACGAGGAGGCGAUCGAGCACUACACCGAGAGCGCGGAGCGAUCGGAGAGCGCGACGGCGCUCGCGAAUCGAUCGAUGUGUUGGUUGAAGCUCGCGCGGUGGAGCGACGCCGAGGCGGAUUGCGACGCGGCGGCGCGACUGGAGAUGGAUUGCGCGCUCAGGGUGAAGGUGUUGCAGCGGCGCGGGACGGCGAAGAGGGAGCUGGGAAAACUCUUGGAGAGCGUGAUGGAUUUCGAGGAGGCACUGCGGUACGAGCCGACGAGUAAGAUUUUGCGCGAGGAGCGGGCGAGGAGUCAACGCGCGUUCGAGCUCGAGUCAAAGGUUCGACCGACGCAGACGCGAUUUAGGAUUCCGGUGGUGGAGUGUGACGACGAUGACGGAGAGGACGAAAAUGACGCGAGAGACGCGAGCGACGACGCGGAGGCGUCGAUGGACGUCGACGGGACCGAGCGCGUCGUCGAGGCGUCUUCGGCGACGGCGAGAGAGACGUCUCCACGGGCGAAACCACCGGUCGCGCGCGACGAGACGUCCGCGCGCUCGGCGUCACCGGUGACCGACGACUUGGUGAACAGAGCGGCGGCGAUCGCGGCGAGUCGACCGGUCUCGACGCCGAGAACCGGCGCCGAGUUUGAACGCGCGUACAGAGCGGAGAUGAAGGCGGCCACGCCCGCGUCCGAGUCCCGUCGAGCCGACAUCUUGCGUCUCGUGCCGCUCGACCGAAUCACCACCAUUUUCGCCGGCGGCAUCGACCCCGACGUCCUCGCCGACGUCGUCACCAUCGCCCUCGAGCGUUGGUUCCCCGCCGACGCGGACGCCGCGCUCGCCUGGCUCGAGCGUCUCCGCGACGUCCCUCGCUUCGCCAUAUCCGUCGCCCUUCGACCUCGACGGGCGUCGCUUCGUCUCUCCAGCGCCUUCGACGCCGCGCCGGCGUCGUCGCACCCUCGCGCGCGCGCCAUCCGACGCGCCCUCGCGGCGUGA
Molecule: messenger RNA, 1224 nt
Organism: Ostreococcus tauri
Lineage: Eukaryota; Viridiplantae; Chlorophyta; Mamiellophyceae; Mamiellales; Bathycoccaceae
Product: Tetratricopeptide repeat
Exons: 1
Coding region: 1-1224 (407 amino acids)
Molecular function (GO): protein binding
Source: RefSeq, a predicted model, not a curated record